AUGCAGCUCCAGCAAGCUCUCGUUACUGUCAACCUCCCUGUUGAUGACUACCAUAGAUGGCUUAUGCGCGUACAAGACGUAGCUGCAAGGCUAGAGAGACUUCCAGCUAUAACGCGUGGGAACAGCUCAUACCGCCCUAGAGCCCCCAAAGCAAGCAGGCACUGCGACGACGAUGGUGAUAUGGUUAUGACCGGCGCAGACGCCCUAGUGGACACUAGGUGCGACCUAUACGCCCUUAUCGACCAUAACCUAGCCUGUAAGCUCCGCCUGCCUAUAGUAGACCGCUCUAAGCAGGUACUAGGCAGCUUUAGCGAUAGUAUAGGUGCUACGAAAGCAACAGGCGUAGUUGUCUUUAACCUUAAGCUAUGCGGUUAUGACGAGAAGAUCUUUGCGUAUACUGUACGUGGCCUUAGCGACGACCUAUUCCUAGGGAAGCUAUGGAUGGAGAGGAACUGUAUCCUAUAUGAUGCUGCGGCACAGCGUAUACGGCAUAGGAGGGGUGGUGUAGACCUACGUCUGAAAGGCGAGGAAGAGCCAGAACGAGUACGCCAGAUCAGGACUGCCCGCUUGCUCCCAGGAGCCCCUUUUGCAACGCUCUAUAAGAGGAAGGCUCUUAUGAAGAAGACUGAGAAGGCAGACCUAAAGGCCCUCCUUCCGCCAGCUAUACUAGCUGAGUUCCGCAAGCUAUUCCAACCUGACGAAGCCGCCAACCUUCCACCGCAUCGCCCUAGGGUCGACCAUAGGAUUCCUAUCAAACAGGACGAAAGUGGUAAUAAAGUCGUACUACCAUGGGGUCCGCUCUAUAGCAUGUCAUGA
Colletotrichum aenigma is the source of this 816-nucleotide messenger RNA. RefSeq lists its product as uncharacterized. Bases 1 to 816 code for a protein of 271 amino acids. The transcript is spliced from 3 exons. NCBI's taxonomy places the organism in Eukaryota, Fungi, Ascomycota, Sordariomycetes, Glomerellales, Glomerellaceae. The record is from RefSeq and is a predicted model, not a curated record.